CAAAAAUGUGAGUGUACAAUAGUGUGUUGUAAAAUAUAGUACAUAAUAUUACUACAAAAUAGUAACUAUAAUGAUUGUUUUGUAGGAUUGCCAAAGAUUAUAGUUCAUCAAUGCCAGAAAAACAGAAACCACAUCAGAAGCUUCUAAUUAGACUGCGUGAGAGAGAGAGAGUGCAAGAGAGGGAGGAGUAAGAGAAAAGCAGCAGCAGAUAUACUACUCGUUGCAAUUUCUAUAAAGUGGUGCUCCCUCUCCUACACGCACUUCUGGUUGCAAAACAAAGCAGAAGUGGACGCCAGAGAGAAGUUUUGAGGUUGCCGCUGCUCGUGGCCGUCAUGGCUCAGGGCUCCGACAGCAACGACGCGAGCUACAGGUCCCCGUCACCUGCAGGCAGGCAGAGCUCGUCGGACGACGCAAAGAAGGCAAUGCGGCGAGAAAAGAACCGUAUAGCAGCGCAGAAGAGCCGGAUGAGGCAAACACAGAAAGCCGACAGCCUCCACCUGGAAAGCGAGAGCUUGGAGAAAGAAAACGCGGCGCUGAGGAAGGAAGUCAAACAGCUGACAGAGGAAGCCAAGUAUCUCACAUCGGUUCUGAGCAGCCACGAACCCCUCUGCGCCGGCCUUACCCCGACCACCACUGACCUCCAGUACCCGCCUAACCAUCACGGCGCGUACCACCAGCACAUCGCCGUCCCACACUACCAGCACUGACCCACACACUCCGGACGAUUGCCAUAAAUGGGAUCAAGUCGGCGCACCAAGAACUGGCAAGAAUUAGGUACACCUGAACGACCACAAAAUGGCCGUCAGUUGAAACUACUAUGUGAAGUGAGACUCUAAUGGUGUUCCACAAGGUUCUACACAAAGUCCACACAUUUUGUUUUACAUUAUUUUCUUUAUAUAAAUGUCGAUUCAUUUGAUAAUCGACUACUAUUCCAUUAAUUGUGGCAGCCCGACUCAACAUAAAUAUCAUAAUUGCUUACUGUUGGAAUAAAAACUAAAAUGGGGUUCCACAAGACACGACCUUAGGUCCACUUUACAUAUUGUCAAUGUCAAACUGACUUGGCUUUCUAAUAUGAAGACUAGAUAAUAUUUUUGUUUAUUAUUAUGAAUCAUAAAGCUUAGGCGUACCUAAUUUUGUGUCCUCUAAUUGCCAAUUUUUACAUCCCACAGUCUUUGUUUACACUGCAAAAAAAAAAAAAACAUUUCAGGUGAUUCAUUUGUAAAUUGCUUAUUUUUCUUUGUCUUUUUGUUUAUUUUUUGUUGUGUAAAUGCAGACCUAAGAAAGCUCAGGAGAUUUUUUUUGUUGUUUUUUUGACCGAUUUGAUUGUUUGACAAAGCGAAUGUAAGUUGAGCCAAAGUUUGUACGAGAGGAGAUAUUUAUUAAAUGUUCAAAUGCCAAAUUGUGAGUUUUUAUUUUGUCUAGUUUACUUCAAUUUUUUAUUUUUAUUUGCCCUUUAUAGAGCACACAUUGAACUCAUUGGCUGCCAUUGACGGCGCUGGACGUUUCAUUAUGACUGUGAGUGGCUGGCAGGGAAUGAUUGCUGCCAACCCUCCCGGUCGAAGUGAAUUGGACAUCAAGCGCCAUGAAUGGCAUUGAAGCGUGAGCUUGUCAGCCCAGUUUGAGUGAAUUGGACGUCUUAUUUAGUUUAAAACAAAACAAAAAAAAAAACUUUAUUUUUUAAAUGUAAAUUUUAUUUUGAUUUCAUUUUAU
This is a messenger RNA of Corythoichthys intestinalis (scribbled pipefish), 1710 nucleotides long. It is a transcript of the gene batf, whose product is annotated as basic leucine zipper transcription factor, ATF-like. The transcript is spliced from 4 exons. Gene Ontology annotation, biological process: regulation of transcription by RNA polymerase II. The record is from RefSeq and is a predicted model, not a curated record. Lineage: Eukaryota; Metazoa; Chordata; Actinopteri; Syngnathiformes; Syngnathidae. Gene Ontology annotation, cellular component: nucleus. Bases 333 to 707 code for a protein of 124 amino acids. Gene Ontology annotation, molecular function: RNA polymerase II cis-regulatory region sequence-specific DNA binding; DNA-binding transcription factor activity, RNA polymerase II-specific.